GCAUGUCUGAAUUGUAUUGCUGCCGAAGCCUGGUCGGCGUAUCUUCUAAUCGAUAUUGUUAAGGAAAGACUUCCUUCAAGUGGGCGACUACGUUAUGUUCGUUAACCUGAAGCGUAUGGUGUUCAUUGAGUAAGCGUUCGAUCGAGGACAUCAACAGUCAUCCCGUUAUAGUCCGGAGUGCAGUGUUCUGACAUGUUCUCCGUCUACGUUUACUGCAUCCUGGCGACCAUAUUGGUGCGGCGUAGUUGAGGACCGGUGGGCCGUUUUCCUUGUAUGUUGCCAGUAUUUUGUUGCUCUGUACUUGUGAAAUAAUCGCGGUCCUAUGAGAAGUAAAGGAACAGACUGUCUAGUGUCACGUCUCAAAUCUUAGCGUUAUUGACAGCCGGAAUCGUAACGCCAUCGCAAUAUUAAGGUCAAGUCUGUUCUUCUUCGUCCAGUUUGUGAAUAUGGUCGCUGAGGAUUUACUGGUGGCGAAAAAGGGCGGAGGGAUAGCCGUUUACUUUUGAGCACGUGCCAUCGAUUCCAUUGACCGACGUCAAUAUCGUGCAAUCAUCAAAGUACGAGGUGUUAGAUAAUCCCUCUAGUGGUUAGGUAGUUUCGAAAUAUAGAAAUUAAACAGCAACAGGGAGAGGAUACCACCCUGCGAAACCCCCUGUUUAAUUCUUCUCAAUUUCCAAAUUUCAACUCAAAAAUGUAUGGAUAACUGGCGACCGCUGUGGAAGGUCAUAACCCUUGUGUGAUUGACUGUGUCAAAGGCUUUUGACAAGAAGUCCAGUCCUCUAGCAAGGUGGUUUUUGGUUGAGGCCAUGAACUGGGCGUUUAUGACACUAAGUGCUGUGGUGAUGCCGUACACUUUGCGGAAGCCAUGCUGGUGGUUAGCUAGAUUCAGGUGGUGAGUGAAGGCCCAGAAUAAAAAAGCCUCAAGAGCCUUCACUACUGGGAAGAAGAGACUUGUGAGGUGAUAGGACUCCCUCAGGCGGGUGCUUUUUUAGAUUUCAGUAAAAGACCAUUCUUUCAACCAAAUCAUAAAUGCUCAGAUAGCUUUUCACCGGAAUCAAAAGCAACUCUGUGAGAGGGCGAUCCUCGUAGCGUUGGAAUUGGCAACCAUGCAAGUUGAGAAUAUAGGCCAAUCCACGAUCCCUAAAGGCUGAAUAGGGGGACCAUGAACUUCCUGAACGAUUGGCAAUCAUCCGUAUACUUUCCAGGGCAAAACUCUAAAUUAGGAUGAAUUAAUCAGGGUGUUCAACAGGAUGGCUGGGUGUUCUUUCACCGUUACUGUUUAAUUUCUACAUUUCAAAAGUCCCGCAACCACCACAUUACCCCAUCGGGCAAUGCAAUCGAUGGCAUGUGCUCAGGAGUAAAAGAGUAUCUCUCAGACGUUUCUCGCUACUUAAUGGCUGGAUCUUAAUAUCACAGUCGAUGAUAUUAAAAUUCCGAUUGUCAGAAACCCUUUAGGCGUUACACUAUACAGCCUGUGCUUCUUCACACCGGUUGAGUCCGCGAAUACAUCCGAAGCCAGAGCCGGAACAAAAUCCUCAUAUCACUAGCCGGCAACUAGUGGUGAACGUGUCCUCUGCGAAUUCUGUGAAUUCCGUCAGUACAGAUGUUCAUAAAAAUAAAUUCAACGAACUUCUCAACUGAGAUAAGUAUGAGCAAAUAAUGCGCAUGGUUAGCAUAACUUACCACGGUAUACAGUUCAUCAGACCAUUGCUAACGAGUUAAUAACACAUUUGAAAGCAACAACAAAGACCAAGUUAAAUUCGUGCAAGAGAGUAUGCGGAUACCUCAUUAAGGAGGUAUAGCAGUUAUCUGGUUGCACACCAAGUAUUAUUUUAGACAGUUUUACUAUUGUGAGUGGUACAAAUGACAAACGAAAUUACAAAUUUCUUUGUUUUUAUGUUUUUAUGCUAUUGCAACAUGUUGUAUAAUAAAUUUCUUCACCUAACGGUUGUUUGUAUCACUUAAAAGUAAUCGAGUUAGCACAGGGUUUUGUAUACAGUCAUGGACAGAGAUAUAGUACACUUUUAAAAUAUAUUAUACAUAAUAAGUUUUUAGUUUUAUCAAAUAAGUGCAUCGCAAUAAUUUCCUACUUUAGUGUUUGUCUUGAAUUUCAAAGUUUAUAACGUUAUGCUGAUGGUAGAAAGAACCAAUUUUCAUACCUCAACUUUCUCAAAAAUACUAUGGAAUCAAUCGUGCUCGAAUCGCUAUGAAUUAGAUUUUUAUAUAUGAUAAUGAUUCAAAUCACGAAGCUUAAAAUGUGAAGAAUUGGUAAAACUGGUGGCCUACUUUGCUAUUUCCGUGUCCAAAUCGAAAUGAGCAAUUGGAAACUCAAGAUGUUCUAUACUAUGUUAAUAAGAGCGGUAUUUCUCUGCUCUGACUGUGUAUAAAUGGUCAGGGUGAAAGACGAGUUCAAAUCCUGGUAACUGUCCGUUUGUCCAUUUAUGCAAACUGUAGCUUGAGCACAAAUUGAGAUAUCUUGAUAAAACUUGGUAUACUUGUUUCUUGGUUUUCCCACAAAUCACCAUUAAUAGAAAACCAAUAAGUUGUCAUAACUAAGCUCCACAAUGAGAUAUAAGAUGUUAGUAUUAUUAAAGAGGGACAAGUAUACCAAAUUUUGAAAAAAGCCAUCUAUUAGGUUUAAUGUACAUAUCACCCAAACGUCUAAAAUGCUGAUUAAAUUCAUUAUAAUUAAAUUCAUAUUUAAAAAUGCGAUAAAUUUACAAAAAUGUCAGAGGCAUACAAUUUUACACCUCAGAUGAUACAAAAAAGCUUCAUAGGCGCCGCUGUCAAAAUACCCAUAUCUCGUGACCAGCUGUACCGAUUUCAACCAAAUUCGCACCAAUGCUACUCAGUACUUUAUAUUUGGACUUUUUUUUAUCGAAAAUAUCUGUUAAUCUGUGAAAUAUAUUUUAGUAAUUCGAGAAGAAUCCUUUUCUGAUAAUAGUUUUUCCAUGUGUCAAAAAUUUAUUGAAUUGGAUCAAAAGUUCCCUUAGUCCUCGUAUACCUAGUAGACAAAUUUUCGAGUUUCCGGCUAAUUUUUUGCCACAUAUAUCGGUCAAUAUACUAGUUUUCUUUAUGAUAAUGAAACAACUUGUUUUUGUAAUAAUAAUGUAUCGUUGUGCUUAUAAUGAAUAAAAUGGCUGAAUAACAUACCCAAGCCCCAUAUAACUAAUAUCAAAGUUUUCAAACAUCUGAUUGACUUUACUGCAUAACUUAUAUGGUAAUUGUAUGUGAGGUACCUUAAUGAAACUCUAAUAACAUCUAUUUCUGCUAAUAUUAUUAAGCAAUGCGAAAAAUAGAUAAAUCAGGAUUAUUAACUACUACCCCUAUCUUCUAUAUACCUCAUAUAGAAUUUUUAAACUUCCGAUUCGUUUUAGACCAUAUAUAUUGAUGCAAGAUAUCCUUUAUCAUUAUACAUAGGCUGCUAUAUAUAUUUCUGGACUAGGCAACACUAAGUGUUGCCAGGUGCAAUCUGACAUUUCCAUUGGAAAGUUUGACAUUUUUUAGCAUAACAUCACUCAGAACGUUUUGUCAUUUAAUUGUGAAUUGUUUUGUUUACAGGGAAUUAAAAAAUUCAUCUCGGCCAAAAAAUGGAAUUAACUCGUGAACAUUUUCGUGCGAUCAUUUUUCACAACUUUCGACGUGGAUUAUCACGACAAGAGUGCAUCGAUGAACUAAAAUCUUUGUAUGGCUAUGAAGCACCAUCCUAUAGCACUGUGAAAAACUGGUACAACGAAUUCAAUCGUGGCCGACGCUCGCUCAAAGACGAAUUCUGUGAAGGUCGUCCAAAAACAGCCGUUGUGCCAGAAAACAUCGAUGCCGCACGUGAACUGAUAAUGCAAGACCGUCAUGUAACAUACCUUCAGAUAGAGGCGUGCCUAUGCAUUUCUCCCACCAGCAUACAUUCGAUAUUGCAUGAACACCUGGCCGUAAAAAAAUUUGUUCUCGUUGGAUCCCGCACAAUUUGACAAUCGCUCAAAAAAAGGGUCGUGUGGAUUGGUGUAAAGAAAUGCUGAAAAAAUACGAUCGCGGUGCUUCAAAACACGUUUAUAAGAUCGUCACAGGUGACGAAUCAUGGAUCUAUGCGUAUGAGCCCGAAACAAAACAGCAAUCGACCGUGUGGGUCUUCCAAGACGAGCCAAAUCCAACGAAAAAAAAAACAUUUUCGUUGAUAAAUAUGCCUAUUUUCAUUAUUAGGCCAGAAAUAUACAUAUAUAGCAGCCCUCGUACAACACAAAAUCAUUGUGCAGAUCAAAACUUGUUCAAGUCAAUAUUGUUCUAAUUACUACACAAUAAAACUAACCAAAAAUUAUUUUCAAGUAGUCGUUUCUCGUGUUAAUAUGUACAAAUAUUUUGAUUGCAAAUGUGCGUUGUGUAUUUUUAUAGCUUCGGUUUUGAAAUAAAAAAGGAGGAGAAUUGAAAGAAAGAGUUUGGUGUGGUGAGCUUUUUGACAAAACACAUAUAAUCGGAUACAUUAAAAUGAUACCUCGUAGAGUUCUAAAAACUCUGUCCGAAAUAUUUUUGAUGAAUUCCAUAAAAACUUUGCAAAUAUGUAUGUAUAUAACUCAAUAAGACUUGUAUUACUACCUAAAUAUGCAUUUUAUAUACUUAGGUUUGAUACGACAUAUAUUUGUUUUAUGUAUAUAUUUGCUUUGGUCAUUAAUCGUCGAUAUCAUGUUAAAAGACCAAGUGGUCGCACAUUUGCUUAUAUAUGUAUAUGUAUUAUGUGUGCAUGUAAACAAAUAUAAAAGAACCAUACGCGUAAUGUUUGUAAAUUUGUCUAUGUACACUCAAAGCUCACAUUUUUUGCUUUCAUGUCAAAGAGUCAAUAUGUCGACGGACCGAAGGGGCGACAAAGCUUCACAACAUUGUGUUGUUGGUAGAGAAUCCGAGCUGUGCCGAAAACACAAACGAAUGAUCGCCAAUUGCCACUGCUUCCCUUGCCGCUGAAACAGCUUCGCAUACAAGCCAGCGUAGAUAUGUAUGUAUUUGUAAUGAGCGUGCAUACAUAUCGACGCAGGCUUUUGCAAGCUGCUUAAAAAUAUUUUUCACAUUCCUUGACAAAUACAGUCAAUCCCGGUUAUGUCCCUUAAUUAAAGAUACAGAUGCUUGGGGUUUGUAAAACUAAAAAUAUAAUAUGGCACAUAAGUGUGUGCGAAUACUUAAGCGAGUGGUACUUAAAACAAUAAUUUCUAUGUAUUUCAUAAAAAUAAACCGUGAGAAGCAGCAAGAUGUAGGGAGUUAAGAGGGAUGAUUUUCAUUUAAGCGGAGUACUACUUAACUGGGACAUACUGUAUACAUAACUCAGAGGAAUAAUGAAUAUUUUGAUACAUUUCUUGACUUGAAAAUCGACAAAUAAACUAUGUUGUCAAUUUUAUUCUAUACUUAUAUUUGCGGGGUUGUCGCUUUUUCCUUCUCAUACAAAUAUCAGAAAUUGUUCAAUUUAUGAUUUUUGGCUUUUGCCACCGUCGCGAAAAGACGCUUAUAGGCAAAGGCAUGCUCGGGGAGAUGUAUUGGUGUUUGUUUUUAUGAAUGAAGCAAGUUUGCCUGUUGAAAGGGCGCUUGCGUUCAUGAAUGAAAAUAUUGUUGUUAGGAGUUUUUCUACAAAUUUGGGCAUCAACUAUUUGGCUGCCAUAUUGACUUAUGACGCUGCUGAUGCUAUUUCAAACGAUUGUUGUUUUUGUAAAGCAAUGUUUGUAGUUUUUUCGGGUGACAUCUACAUGUGAACGCAUAUAAGUAUGUAUGUUGUGUAUGCGUUAUUUGUGUGCCAAUGUCAUACGCACAUAUUUAUGUAUGUACAUACAUAUGAGCAGCGCGCACAUGUUAUUAUUGAUAAGUGAUAAUAUGAUUUGAAUUCGCGAAAGCGAACAUAAACACAUAUGGUCCUGAUACAUGUGCAUAUAAGUUUUGAAUGAUAAAAUUUACGAUUAAUGUACAUUUAUCACAAUUGUAAUAUAUUUCAUUUUUUUAAUAAUAUUAUGAUAGUUUGUUAUAUACAUACAUAUGUUAUGAAGUAUACAUAUGUAUAUGUAUGAUUUGAUAUAUUAAAAAAAUAAUUAUAAAAUAGGCUUUAUUUUCACAUUAACUACGAAUAUUGCUUUGAAAAAGUAAUUUAUGUAAUUCAAAUAUAUUCAAAUUGCACAUGUAUUCAUAAUAAGCACAAAAAGAAUUCAUACGAAUACACAUGUUUGCAUAUAAACAUAUAAGAAUAUAAGCAAAAGAGCGAACCCGUCCGUUAGAGCAAUAUAUAGUUUUGAGCAUAAUUUUUAUUUCACGCUAAGCGAAAAUGUUAAAAUUUCUCCUGCUAAACUGGCAGUGGUGAAACACUUCCAUCUCUGCCGAGUUAGCCAAAAAUAUUUUUACGAUCUCCGCGCCGUGAACCUUCUCUAUGAUAAACGUUCUCUGGUUUGACUUUUUAGAUGCUAUACAUAAUUAGAACAUUUUAACAUACCAAAACUCUUUGAUUUGUUUAAAGUAACUCGAAAUAAUCAUCUCGCCAAAAAUGGAAUUAAAUCGCGAACACUUUCGCACAAUUAUUUUUCACAACUUUCGACUUGAAUUAUCUCAGCAAUAGUGCAUCGCCGAAUUUAAUUAAAUUUUUGGCGAUGGUAUGGUGAAUUCAAUCUAAGUCGCAGAUCCAAGAGGAAUUUCGUAUGCAUUCAAUAUUGCAUGGACAAAGAUAUUUUUUCAUGGUCGAACCCACACAUUUUGUCGAUAGGUCAAAGAAAGGUUGUGUCGAUUGUUCGUGACAAAUGAUAAAACGUGGAUAUGCGUACAUGCGGCCGAAAAUAAAGAGCAGUAUAGGGUUUCAAGAUGAGCCGAAGCCAACAAAAUUUGUUCGCGUAAGAAGCACUUCCAAGCAAAUGGCAGCUUGUUUUUUAUAACAACUGGACAUAUUGCAACCAUGCCACUAGAACAACGCAAAACAGUAAAUUCUGAGUAGUACACAAGUAUUUGUCUGACAGAUUUUUUUCAAGAAAUUAGAAAAACCAAUCACCGGAGUGCCCUCACAUAUCGACUGAAAAAUCUUCAUUUUUGAGCACAUAAACAACGAUUUGAAGAGUCAUUCGCCGUAGUCAUUCGCAGAAGUAUAUAAGAUAAUUAAAACUUGUUUUUGUUCUCUAAUCCCGAUAUAUAAAAGACAACCUACGUACACCACACAAACUACCGAUUCCUGUCCGUUAUUGCGCAAUCAAUGGUCUAAAUCUUAUAUCCCCAACAUAAAGAGUUCCGACCCGAUUGACGUUUUUAACAUAACAAGAAUAUAUUAAACUUAUUUUCUUCGGUUUUGUUUAUCUUAUAUAUAAAAAUGAAUCGCAAAAUAUGUUGGUAAGCGCAUAACUCAAAAACGCCUGAACCAAUUUUGCCAAUUCUUUUUUUAAAAUGUUCGUUGAGGCUCAAGGAUGGUUUUUACGGCAAAAAAUAGUAGUUGCCGAAAACCCUUAAAAACAGCCCUUUUCUUUCUCCCAUACAAACGAAUGAAUGUUUGUUUAUUAGUAACGCUAAGGAAACGACUGAACCAAUCUUAAUGAAAUUUUCAGAAAAUGUUCUGUGUGAAUCGGGGAAGGUUUAAAAAUAAAAAAACUGUAUGCUUUUCGUGUGGAAAAAUCGGAAAAUUGGAAUAUUCCAAAAAGUUAAUUUUUUCCAUACAAUUUUUCUUUUAAAUUUUUUGUUUUGUUUUUCAAUUAUUUGAAUCGUUAAAAUUUGUCAUUUGCUUCAAGAAUUUUUGAAAAUUGUUCAGUGAAAAUGUUAUGUGAGUUGCACAUAAAGUGAUCAAUUACAGAUUGAAAUAUGUUACGAUGCCACGAAGAGGCCAAGGCACAUGACCGAGUACACCCAGGAUGCGAUGACAUACGUGUUGAAUUAUGGAUCGCGGUCAAUCAGCAAGUGAUUGUCACGAUGUCACUGCAAGACUUUUCAAGCAACAGCUUCGAUGGACUUUAUCUUGAAGUAAUGUACAUAUACAUAUGUAUAUGGUGCUGUUAGAUGCUAGAUGUAUUCUGUUGAGUAGCAGAGUUUGCCACACGCAUUCAUUCUUCUUUGGAUUGUGGAUGGUGGAUGGUGGUUAUACCAGAUCAAAUUGAUGAAAUCAUUUAAUCAUGCGGAAACUCCUGAUGUAAAGAAAGAUCCAGUAUUAUACGAAGUGAUGAAAACCUAUAUGGUUCAUGAACCUUGCGGACACCACAAUCCCACUUCGGUUUGUAUGUCUCACAAUAAAUGCACGAAACAGUAUCCACGUACUUUUCUUCGAAACACAAACUAGAAAUGAUAGAUAUCCACUCUAUCGGCGUUGCUAACCAGACGACAAUGGCAGAACAUUCAGCAUUCAAUUUCGAAAAGUGAAUAUCGAAGUUGACAACACAUGGAUCGUACUAUAUUCACCAUUAUUGUCUAAUUUACAUUCCAAACUCAUAUCAAUGUUUAUUAUUGCAGUUUGGUGUAAUCGAUAAAAUACGUUUGUAAGUACGUCACCAAAGGAAGCAGCAUGGCUGUUAUUGGUCUUGAACGAUACGGUCGAUACGUGAACUGCAAUAAAGCGCUUUGUGGGAUAUUUAAUUUUGCAAUUCAUGAACGUUUUCCAACUGUUGUGCGUCUCGCAGUUAAUUUGGAGAAUGGCCAAAGAGUGUAUUUCAACCCAGAGAAUACAGUACAGCCAGUAGAAACACCGCCAGCAACAAAAUUAACAUUUACGAGUUUUUUCUCAACUUUCGUCAGUGAUCCGUUUGCGAGAACAUUGCUCUAUUCGGAUAUACCUAGAUAUUAUACAUGGAAUGCAUCGUCGAAAAAAUAGUUGCGCAGAAAGCAAGGCCAACCAGUAGAUGGACAUCCAGGUGUGUUAUCAUCUAAUGCAUUAGGACGAAUUUACACAAUCCCCCCCGAAAACGAUGAUUGUUUCUACCAUCGGUUGCCAUUGAUAAAUGUACGCGGUUCAACUUCAUUAGGGUGUGUUUUGGAGAAGUAAGCCAGCAAUUACAAUUGCUGGAAUAUGUUAAUCACAGGAAUGCCACUUAAGUUCGCACACUUUUCGCGAUAAUCAGUUCGACAUAUUAGCCUUCAAAUCUGCGUCAAUAAUGGGAUACGAACAAAAAUGACAUUGCUGAGGACAUUUUACAUCUUCGCUAUAAAUUGGAAACGAGUCAAUUCCGGUUGAUACUUCCGGUGGUUUGAUAUCAAUUCCAUCCGCCUUUUAUCAAUUCACGAAAGGUGAACUCAUCACGAAUGUUCGGACAUUCGCCAAAUUAUCGUAACUACGACUCCUUAAGUGCACGCGGAAUAUUAGCUGCCAAAAAACACCGAAGUUGUUGACUUAAACUGGAAGAUUCAAAGUCAAGCUGCGUUACAUUGAAAAAAAAAUUAAAAUAUAAAUUUAACUUUCUUUUCAUUUCAAAACACAUCAUUUCACGCAGGACAACGGCUGCGGGGUCAGCUAGUAUUAAAUAUAUGUUAUCAGAAGAUAAUUUUUUUUAUAAUUUUCAGCGACGGGAAGUAAAAUAUAAGUUGAGUCUAUGACCUAUUAUAUGUAUAAAACAAUAAGACAAAAAAUUGAUUGUAAACCACUCGGUUUCGUAGAAUAGUGAAUUUUUAAUUCUUCCGCAAAGCUUUUAAUAAAUAGUUUGCUAACACCGGAAGGCAUUUCCCCGGUUUUCAUCCUUCCAAAUUGCAAGAAUAAGAAAUGUUUGGUUACACCUGGAGCACUUCUUUACUUGUUAACACUUUACAUACAUUACAGCAACAUUUUUAACAGGAAAAUUAUCUUAUACACUAAGAAGGAAUAAUAACGCUAUUGCUGCCCGUUUAUUUGAACAUCGGGUAUAGUUUGCUCUAUUCUCUGCGAAGUAACGUUUAACGAUGUAGGUUAUAAUUAAUAAUUUUAAACCUCCGGCCACAUUUCUAAUGAAAAUUCCCUCAGUAGUAAUUUACUUAAUAACAUUACACUCUGUCAAUAAAGUAUCGGGAAUUCUUCAUUUCCCCCUCUCAUCUCCCGAUUAUACGGAAGACAGGUAAAUGUUUUUUUCUAGGUUGGUACAACUGUCCUCAAUUAUGAUGCCAAAAAUUUGCGUGAUCUGUGAACCAGUGUGUUUACAGCAGCUGUUUAUGUCAGUCGACCUCGGUAGUGUUUGUCGAAUGAGCAAGCACCGUUUUCACCUGAUAUGGCCCUUUGUGACUUUUACCUUUCUUUACACUAAAAUAUCCACUUCGGGGCAAACGCUUCGACUCAAUUAAUGACAUCGAAACAAAUUCGACGCGAGAGCUGAAGUCCAUCCUGGAAAGUGCGUAUUAAAAAUUUUGAUGAUUGGAAGAAGCGUUGACCUAUGUGCAUCGCUUCUAAUGGAUAUUACUUUGAAGGCGAUAAAAAAAGUGUGGAUGAUGAUUGAAAAAUUUUCGUUUAUAUAUAAUUUGUAUUGACAUGGUUUAUAUGCAUAGACGAUUAUUUGCGAAAAUCUUAAUAUGCACCAAGGAAAGCUUGAUGUAUUAAGAAAAGUUUUUAUUGUAAUAUUGGAAAAAGUACACCAUUAACUGAACAAUUAUUUAUUACUUUAUUUAUUCAACUCGUUGCAUAUAGUUUGAUCUCAUUUAAUAGUAAAAUAGGUGUGGUUAAAUUACCGCAACAAAAAAAAUAAUUAAAUCAGAUAUAUGCAAUAAGCACAAACUCAAUGUUAUUAUUUUAAAUGUGAUUGAUUGUCAUUGGGGACUACUAAUAUACAUACAUAUGUACAUAUAUGAAUACUAUCACUUACAUUCAAAGAACGUAGAAAUGAAAUAUAAUUUAUGUGGACAAAAUAUAGAUAGCUACCACAGCGCUGUGUGUAAUUAAAGUUUUAAUUUAGACAAGAUCCCAUUUCAUUUUAGCAUCAUAUGAUCAACAGAAAGAUAAAAAUAUCAGUUAACCUUCUCCAGUCGUCACUUAGUGAGUGGUUCACUUUGUGCUUAAACUUAUAAUAAACAACAACAUUACAAUUGAAAGUAUUGUUUUAGAGUGCAGAGUUGUUUGUUCUAAAACUUUUCAAGUUAAUUUUUUCGAGUAUGCGUAUUUAUGCUUACAGUUUUUCAUAUUAUGGUAAAUAAAUACGCAAUUAUAUAACACGUACAUAUACUAAGUUUAUGCUUCAUUUCUGCACGGCCAUCUUUUAAAUGUAUAACAACACGUGUUAAUCGCGAGAAUAUUGAGAACAAAGGACAAAUGCCGCGAAAUACGCACCGCUACUGCAGUGCAACAAGUCGACACGGGUUAUCGUGCUCCAAAUAAGACGUUGUACAAAGACAAAUAAUUGUACCUGAUAAAGAUUACGAUGUAGCAUGGCAAUUAAAAUUUAGUAUUAUUAAAUAUUCAUCAGCAUUUUAACGAUUCUAAAGCGCUCAUCAACGUUCAAUGAAAAUAAGUCGAGUAGUUUUUUGAACUUCACUAUUUUCUCUUAGCUAUAUAUGUAUAAAGCUGGUCACAUUCUAAAGAUAUUCGAUUAAAUUUUCUUCGGAAUUUUCAUAUCAAAUAUAGUGAUGUAUACUUCACAUUCAGACAAAAGAGCAUCAGGGAUUUAUGAAAUCACCCAAGCUUCAACUAUCAUAGAAUCUAUUGGCGAAGGGAGCCAACUUCAAACCGAAACCAGCUUUUUUUACAGACUUAAUGGUGAUGUUUUUUGGUUUGCACUUCACUUUCCUGAAGGCCGAAAACCGAAAAGAUUUGACCGGAAAUUAAUCACGAUAACCAAAUAUAGCACUAACACGAUUAGUUGGCACUUUUAGUAAAAAUAUAAACUAAAUCCACGCACUUAAUAAGUAUGUAGCGUGACGGAAUAAAAAAAUAAUAAUAAUAUAGAUUACAACCACUGUAGACGGUUUGUUGCCCUAGGUAUAACAUCGAAUUUGGAUACCUUUAUGCUCAACAUUUAUGACACUAUCAGUGAUUUUGAAAGAUUUACUGUCGUUUAUUUUUAAAUUUUUAUAUUAAUUUUACAUUAAACAAUUCGAAAACAUGAAAAAAAUAUAACAUAUCGAAAUAUAUAAAAGAAAGUCGUGUUAGUUACACUAUUUAUAACUCACGAACGGCUGUCCCGAUUGGGCGGUCGAGAGGUAGCUCAAAACCAUGGGAUGGACAUAGGAUUAUUUUUAUCCAUUUAUGUUAAAAUUCAAUGCAACUCAUAAAUACUAAAAUUAUAUUGCUUGUCAAAAAAGUCUUGCGGUAUUUUUAUUGAAUUUUCAAUUGUUCAUAAAAUUGGUUACAAUAAUGCGAUUCAAGUCAAAUAUGCGCCGUUUUGUUCGAUGACGCGUUCCCAACAAGAUGUCAACUUCAUAAUGCCCCUCUCAUAGAAGCUCGCUUCCCUAUUGGCAAAAAACUCGGAUAGCCAAUUUUCACAGGACUCUCUUGUGGCCAACUUCAGACUACCAAGCGCGUUCGCCAUGGACAGAAACAGGUAGUAAUCACUUGGUGCGAGAUCCGGACUAUACGGUGGUUGCAAAAGAACCUCCCAUCCGAGCUCCCGGAGCUUCUGGCGCGUCACUAAAGAUGUGUGUGGCCUGGCGUUGUUCUAAUGGAAGACAAUUCGGCCUCUGUCGAUCAACGAUGGCCUCUUCUGCAUGAGUGCUGCCUUCAAGCGGUCCACUUGUUGGCAGUACAGGUCCGAAUUGAGCGUUUGGGUAUAGGGGAGCAGCUCAUAGUGGAUUAUUCUCUGCCAAUCCCACCAAACACACAGAAAAACCUUCCCGGCUGUCACGCUUCAAAACCGGGUCGAUUUUGUUGCGAUUCAGAAGCGAUUCGCAUGCGUCGAUACGGUCAAAGAUGUUUUUUUGCGCCAAUUCGUGUGGCACCCAUACAUCGAGCUUCUUAGUGACUCCAAGCUUCUUCAAAUGGUUUAUAACGGUUUGAUGACUCAUGCCCAGCUCUUGACCGAUGCUACGGCUGCUACUAUGCCGGUCUCUUUCGACCAAAUCAGGGAUUUUAUCGCAAUAUUCGACGACAGGCCUUCCGGAGCGUGGCGCAUCUUCGACCACCUCUACACCAGAACGAAAACGUUAAAACCAUCGUUGUGUAGUGGAAAUGGAAACUGUAUCGGAUCCAUAAACUGCACAAAUUUUAUUGGCGGCUUGAGAGGCAUUUUGCCUUUAUCGUAGUAGUACUGUAAAAUAUGCCGUAUUUUCUCUCUAUUUUGCUCCACUCACGAACGACUUAAAAGAAACGGCAAUCAAAUAAACACGUGUUAGCGCGUGAAAUGAGCUUUCCAGAAAGGUAAAGCAUGACCCGAUGCGACGAAUAAAACUAGAACUACGCGCUUUCAGCGCCAACUAGCGAAAAUACCGCAAAACUCUUUUGACAACCCAUUAUUUCAAAUCGUAAGCAUUUGUUCAAAAUUCAUGUUUGUUAGAAUCAUUUGAAUUUUUUAUUACCUCAAAAAAACAAAAGAAAGAAGAGAAACGAAAAUUAAUUGGUAAAAUUUUAGUUUGAAUGAAAAAACGAAAAUUCCUAUGUUAGCUGUAUAAAAAACUAAAAUAAAAAAGCGACCCCCUAAAGUUAAGCUACAGCGCCAGUCUUGAGGAAGGAUUUUUUUGUCAAUCACUAACAUUUGGGGGGGUUAAAGUUGAAAAAAAAAUUCGCAUAAAUUUUUACAAAUAUACAUCAUGGGCAACAUGGAUGAACAACUUGAUCGACGUCAAGAGAUCAAUGCAGCAAUGAAAAGAGAAUUAUUCAAGAUCUGCAGCAACUACUUAAAGAACGUCAUGCGUUGUCAGGCUGUUUACGAGUGCUUUGCAGCGCUUGCCAAAUGAUGACUAAAAAGUCGUGAUCAAAGCAGAUAAACGACCAUUUAGAACACACGAACGCAAUUAUUAAUUUAAUGCUCGCAACAAUAGAUCAAGUGGCCACCCUUAUUUUUGGUGAAAACUUGGAAACACGCUAUAUUGUGCUUACAUGACGCGAUACUGAGUAACUGCGACAAAUAUCUGACAUGUUGCAAUAGCCGCCAAUGUUUUGGCAAGGUGAAGAGGGAUGUUAUUUCAAUAUCUAAAGUUGUUUAGAGAAUUUUGGACAAAUUACUGCCAACCGUUUAAAAAUCAUUAUCUCCACAUAUUGUAAUUACUUUAAAAAUAUAAAUGUAAGUUUUACAUCAUAUUAUCAUACUAAUAUUAUAAAUGCGAAUGUAACUUUGUUUGUUACGCUUUCACGCAAAAACUACUUAACCGAUCAUCAUGAAACUUUGUACAUACACUUCUGAAGGUAUUAGAAGUAAAAUAGUGUACUUUAUAUUAAAAAAAAAAUUUUUAAAAAGAUAAAAAGAAAUUGUUUGUCAAAAAUCGUCAAAUUUAGCUACUUCAAUGCCAUCUAGCAUUACAGUAAUGAAGUUGCAACCAUGAAUACUGUAAUACCGUCCCACUGUAUUACCGGCGGUGACGAAAAUAUCUAAUUCAAUUGAAUAUAUGUACAUAGUUUCAACUGUUUCUAAUUUUUCUAUAUAUUGUUAUUUUCUUCUGUCACAUGCAGUAUAAAACUAUUCAAAUUUUUGAGGUAAUCCGUAAUUUUUGUGGUUAGCUGUCACUUUAUUAUUUUAGAUCUUACUCGCUGAUGUUAAUUCUUACUCUGCUUUUCUUAGAAUAUGCCUCGGAAGCGGAAAUCUGGUAUAUCCAAAUCAUACUCAUACUAAUAUUAUAAACUAGCUAACCCCGCAGCCGUUGUCCUGCGUGAAAUUAUAUGUUUAGAAUUGAAAGGAAAGUUAACGUUGCAUUUUCUUUUUCAAUGUAACGCAGCUUGAUAAACAAAAUUUUUUGGUUUUUGUUCCGGUAUACAAAAAAGAUGGUUUUCCAACUCGUGAGUACGCCACGUAUACCUGACCAUGUGAAAAACAGAGCAUUUCCAAAUUUAUGCUACACACUAUGCGACUAUCCUUGUUUCCUGUUGAUUUUCAUCUCAAAUGCAAUUUUCACUGGAAACGGAAUACGUUUGAACUGAAAUGGCAAAUCGGUAGAACUCAAAGGAAUUAUUAGAUUCAAGCAUUCUGCCCUUGUAUUCGAUAGCGCAGAUUGCGGAACAUAUGAACGACAGAUCCAACUUUGAGACGCAAAUGAUGCGGUGGCAUACUACCAAGGCUCUCCAAAAAAUUUAGAAAUUCCACUGGACAAUUCACGGCAACGUCUUCACUGUCAAGGCGAUCGAUCGAUUUUUAUGUGCACAAGUCUCCCGGAAUUUGACUUUGAAUGUUCCCGUUUAAGUCAACAACAUCGGUAUUUUUGGCAGUUAACAUUGCGCGUGCACUUAAGGAAUCGUAGUCACGAUAAUUUGGCCAAUGUCUGGUCAUUUGUGAUGAGUUCUUCUUUCGAGAAUUGAUAACGGGAAGAUGGAAUUGAUAUCGAACCACCGGAAGCAUCAACUGGAAUUGACCCAUUUCCAAGGUUUAGCGAAGACGAUGUAAAAUGUCCUCGGCAAUGUUAUUUUUGUUCGUAUCCCAUAAUAGGUGCGGAUUUGAAGGCUGAUACGUCGAAAUGAUUAUCGCGAAAAGUGUGCGAAUUUCAUUUGCAUGCCAGUGAUUGACAUUUUCCAGCAAUUGUAAUUGCUGGCUUACUUCUCCAAAACUCGCAGACACCGUACCAUUCGCAGUACGCAAUGACCCAAAUGAAGUUGUACCGCGUUCAUUAAUCAAUAGCAACCGAAGGUAGAAACAAUCGUCGUUUUUCGGGUAGAUUGUGUAAAUUCGUCCUAAUGCAUUAGUUGAUAACACACCUGUAUGCCCAUCUACUGGUUGGCCUUGCUUUCUGCGCAACUAUUUCUUCGACGAUGCAUUCCAGGUAUAAUAUCAAGGUAUUUCCGAAUAGAGCAAUGUUCUCGCAAACGGAUCAUUGACGAAAGUUGAGAAAAAACUCGUAAAUGUUAGUUUUGUUGCUGGCGGUCUUACCACUGGCUGUACUGUAUUCCCUGGGUCGAAAUACCCACUUUGGCCAUUCUCCAAAUUAACUUCGAGACGCACAACAGUCGGAAAACGUUCAUGAAUUACAAAAGUAAAUAUCUUACAAAGCUCUUUAGCGUAUCGACCGUAUCGUUCAAGACCAAUAACCGCCAUGUUGCUUCCCUUGGUGACGUACUUACAAACGCAAUUUAUAGAUUUCACCAAACUGCAGUACUCAACAUUGAUAUGAGUUUUGAAUGUGAAUUAAACAACAGUGGGGAACAUAGUACGAUCCAUGUGUAGUCAACUUCGAUAUUCACUCUUCUAAAUUGAAUGCUGAAUGUUCUGCCAUUGUCGUCUGGUGAGCGACGCCGAAGAAACGUGGAUAGCGUUUCGUCCAUUUAUUAUCAGACAUACAAACCGAAGUGGGAUUGUGGUGUUCGCAAGUUCCAUGAACCAUAUUGGUUUUCAUCACUUCGUAUAAUACUGGAUCUUUCUCUGCAUCAGGAAUUUCCGCAAAAAUAAUUUCAUCAAUUUGAUCUGGUGGAACCACUACCCACCAUCUCAAGAAGAAUGUGUGCGUGCGGCAAACUUCUCUUUUGCCAACAUAGUACAUCUAGCAUCUAACAGCACCAUAUAUUCGUUGCUUGAAGAUAAUGUCCAUCGAAGCUGUUGAAAAGUCUUGCUGUGACAUCGUGACGAUCGCUUUCUGAUUGAUCGCGACCCAUAAUACCGCACGUAUCCUGGGAGUACUCGUUCAUGUGCCUUGGGCUGCUAAUCUAUGUUGAUGCCAAAAAGAACACCGACCGAUAUUAGCGCGACCUCUUCAUGGCAUCGUGACAAUUUUCAAUCUGUAAUUGAUCACUUUGUGUGAAAAACACAUAACAUUUUCACUGAAUAAUUUUCAAAAAUUUUUGAAGCAAACGCCAAAUUUGAAUGAUUUAAAUAAUUAAAAAACAAAACAAAAAAAUUGAACAAAAAAAUUUGUAUGGAAAAAUUAACUUUUUGGAAUUUUUCAAUUUUCUUUCCCGAUCCACAACGAACAACCUCUUAAAAUUUCAUCAAUAUUGGUUCAGCCGUUCUCUUAGCGUUACUAACGAACAAACAUUCAAGGGCUGUUUUUAGGAGUUUUCCGGCAAUUAUUCGAAAACCAUAAACCAUCCCUGAACCUCAACGAACAUUUUAAAAAAAGAAUUAUCAAAUUUGGUUGAGUCGUAUGAAAGUUAUGAGCGUACAUACAUUUUGGCGAUUCAUUUUUAUUUAUAUAGAUGCGAAAAUGAACAACAAUGAAUACUGUAAUGCCGUCCCACUAUAUUACCGGCGGUGACGAACCUAUGGAGGAAACUGUACAAUGCCGAUCGCCAGAUAAAAUAAGGGAGCUUUACGCUACGCUUUUAUCUUCUUGUGGUCUUUCUAACCCUAAAACUCGUUGGAAUAAGUACAAAGAAUUCAUGGCUGAAGAUAUUUUACAUCACAGUCUCCGACUGUCACUCCACGCAUACGGUUGUGCUAUCAGUAAUUUCGUUGUGUUAAUCAAUUUCGCUAGUGCAAGUUACAUUUUCGCAUUCCUUUUCGCACCUUAUUUUUCAAUAAGCCUGCUCUUAUUUACUGACUCCUAUUAACUAAAUCAAAUUGUGAAAACAUGUCCCCUUGGGGGACCGCUCUAGAAAAUAAUAGGUUCGCCCUAUUAUCUUCUAGUCCUCAACCAAAAAGAAAAAAAAAAGCCAACCCUAUAUCGAAUGAAGAAUUAUUUCCUACUCUACCAACAACAAUUAAAGACAGUCCUAAAUAUAUAGUGGUAAGUUCAAGUGAUGCAAAUAAGCCGUUGAAUAAAUUUUCCUGCUUUGCCGUUCACAAAGCCCUGAAACAUAUUAGCUCUGAAAUAAUAAAAAUCAGUCAACUAAGAGACGGUAAUUUGCUACUCCUAGUUAAAAAUAGCACAAUCGCAAAAAAAUUCACUACAACAAAGCAACUCGUUGGGAUAUGCAGCGUAAAAAUUGAGCUCCACAAAAAUCUAAACUCAUGCAAAGGUACUAUUUACGCUCCGUGCCUAAACGAUAUUCCAGAGAAUGAAAUAAUCGAAAACUUGAAAGAACAGGGUGUCAUAUCAAUUUAUAAAUUUCCGAAAUACAUAAAUAGCCAACCAACUCCAAGUGGUGUAGUCCUCCUAACUUUCGAUCGCUACUCCCUACCGGAAAAAAUUGAUGUUUCAUGGUAUACAACAAAGGUAAGACCAUACUAUCCAAAUCCUAUGAGAUGCAAAAACUGCCAAUUACUUGGUCACACAAAAAAACGCUGCAAUAAGGUCCCUACUUGCGAUACAUGUGCAUUACCAACCCACAAUCCCUCACCCUGUACUCGCACUCUCUGUGCAAACUGUUCUGCUGAUCACCCAGCCUCAAGUAAACUGUGUCCAAAGUUCACUCAAAUAAAGAAUAUAAUAACAAUUCAAACAGACAAUAAAUGCUCUUUCCGCGAAGCAGUAAAUAUCCAUAAAGCACAAAUACCACCUGUUUUCAAUUCUUCAUCUCCUUCAUUCGCUAACGUUAUUAACAACCCGACAAACAUAACUCCCACAAACAAUCAACAAAACACUCAAACAAAAGAGCAAAUCUCGCUCUCCUAUAUUACUUCACCUACAACUUCCAACUCUAAAACAAUCAGCACAAGCAACGAAGAAAAUGUAACAACCACUAUAAAUCAAAUAAAUUCAACUCAUUCGUUUCCAACGACAAGUGCGGUCGAAGACUCAACUGUAACACCUUUUGACUACAACGCAACAACCUCACUCAUUUCAAACUUGAUCACCCAACUCAGUAACACUCCCGCCGCCCCAUUACCCACACAACCCCCAUCACAAAAUAGACUAUGAGAAUUCUCCAGUGGAAUUUGAAAGGUCUAUUUAACAAUUAUCCAGAUUUAAAUAUACUCAUAAAUGAAUUCUCACCACACGUAAUUGCAUUACAAGAAACUCACCUCCCAACAAAUAAAACAGCAUAUACCCCUCACAAAUACAUUGGUUAUUUCCAUAAUCUACCACAAAACAAAUCAGCUAAACAAGGCAUUGCCCUGUUUAUCAAAAAACAUAUCAAACACAAACGUAUCCCAGUCUUUUCCAACAUUUCCGCCAUUGCAAUAGAAAUUAACAUCGGUUUCAAAUUUUCCAUAGUCACAUGCUACAUCCCUCCGAAUCAAAAGUUUACUGCAGGAGAACUUAUAGGUGUUAUUAACGCUGCUCCUGCACCCACAAUAAUCAUUGGAGAUUUUAAUGCUUGGAGCCCCCUAUGGGGAUCUACCUUCUCAAACGGAAGAGGCCAAAUAAUGGAAGAUGUUAUUCUCUCAAAGAACUUAUUUGUUCUUAAUGAUAGAUCACCAACUCACUUUUCCUCCCACAAAACUUUCACUCAUAUAGACAUCGCUCUUUGUUCAGCUUCCAUAGCCCAUAAACUCUGUUCUUAUACUCUAGAAGACCUUCACAAUAGCGACCACUUUCCUAUCAUAACUUCCCUCAUCACACCGAUGCAAUACAUCAUUAAGCCGAGAUCAAAAUUUCUUACAGAUAAAGCUGAUUGGUUAAAAUAUUGCUCCCUGCUCAACACAUCAACAAGUGCUGAAAUAAUAUCAGAAAACAUAAACGCAGAAGCAUCAAAAAUAAAAAGGAUUAUUCGAUCCGCUGCACAUAUCUCCAUUCCCCAAGCUAGCACAAAAAAAUUUUCCGCCAAACUACCGUAUUGGUCUAAUCUAUUAACUGCCUUGAGAAAUACAAAACAAGCUCUUUGGUCUAAAUUCAAACAGAGCGUAACAACCGAAAACUUAAUCAGAUACAAAAAAGCAAACUCUAACUUCAGAAGAGAACUAAAGUCUGCUAAACGCAUAGCCCUUGAAAAACUAACAGCUAAUAUAAAACCCACUUCAAGCUCUAAAAAAAUAUGGAAUGACAUCAAAUCUCUUUCAGGAGAACAUAAACAAAAUAAAAUUGAUUUUAUUCAAUCUCCCGUAGGUCCCAUUUACGAUCCGCAGCAUAUUGCAGAAAACUUUGCACAAACAUGGUCAAACAACUCCAAAAAUUUCAACUUUCAUCCGAAUUUUAUUACACUUUCUAAUCAAAUCAUUUCCCAAACAUACCACAACCCAUCCCCAUGUUUCGAAGCUACAUUGAUAGAAUCUCCCAUUACAUUAGAAGAGUUCGAUUCUACUAUCAGCAAAAUGUCCGGAAAAACCCCUGGAUCAGACAAAAUUUCCUACCCCCUCCUAAAAAAUCUUCCAUACUCUUUAAAAAUCAGACUUAUAACCCUAUACAAUAACAUAUUAAAGCAGGGUAUUGUACCUCAAGAAUGGAAAAAAGCUACAAUUAUUCCCAUCCCUAAACCCAACAAAUCGAGUGCCUCAAUUUCAGACUUCAGACCUAUUUCUUUGAUACCCUGCAUUGCCAAAGUUUUGGAAAAAAUUAUAUCAAAGAGACUCAUGUGGUUUUUAAAACAAAAAGGACUGAUAAGCCCCAACCAGUUUGGUUUUCAAAGUGGUCUUGGCGUCAUUGACCCACUUCUUUACUUUGAACACCACGCUGCAACAACAAUAUCUACCAAAAAUCACUUAUCUGUCCUGAGUCUAGAUUUUGAGAAAGCAUUUGAUAGAAUUGGAGCUCAUACGGUAUUACAAGAAUUAAAAAAAUGGGACAUUGGAGAUAAAACGUAUAAUUUCAUAAAGUCAUUCCUUUCAAAUCGUAAGAUUACAGUAAGUGUUAAUAACCAAAACUCCAACAUAUACCCCCUGCAUAAUGGCAUACCCCAAGGAUCUCCCCUUUCAACAACACUAUUUAUAAUUGCCUUUAACCAAUUAAGCAACUUAAUAACCUCAUACCGAUGUGUAGACCAUAUCAUCUACGCAGACGAUGUUUUAAUUUUUUCGGCUUUAAAAAAUUUAAACCAAGUAAAAAUCAUUUUUAGCAACAUCCUAACCGAAAUAGCAGAAUGGUCUAAAACGUCAGGAACAAAAGUUUCUGCAAGCAAAAGCGCAACAUUUCACGUUUGCAGAAAAAGAAAAUGCACCUUCCCUAACCUAUCCUUCGAAAGCACACAAAUCCCUCACACUACAACUUUAAGAAUACUUGGCUUAAUUUUUGAUAAAAAACUAACAUUUAAGGAACAUUGUAAAUAUGUUAGAUUAAGUUUACUUAAUAGACUAAACAUUAUAAAGUUUCUCUCUUCAAAACACUGUCAUAUCCAUAUCUCAACUCUCGUAAAUAUUGUAAAAGCAUUGAUGUUGUCAAAAAUAGACUUUGGACUAGCAAUCUAUGGACACUGUGCUAAAUCCCAUCUCGCACUCGUUGAAACCCCUUAUCACAUAGCGGUAAAAAGGAGCAUUCGUGCAUUCCCUACUUCUCCAACCAAAGUGGUCUUAACUGAAGCAGGUCUACCCAGCAUUCCUCUCCGAACAAAGCAGAAUACAAUGAUGCUCAUACCAAAGCUCCUCCAGUGCAAAAACUCCCUUUUGUUUAAUGCGAUGAAAACAUAUCGUACCACCAAAAAACUAUCCACGAUCGUACAAUGUAUAAACAUUAUAAAAAAACUUGACAUAAUAUCAACACCACAAUUAAUAAAGGAGAACACUCAUCCUCACUGGCUGACGUUAAAAUCAUCCAUAAUAAGUACGUUAUUCAAGUAUCAAAAAUCAACCACCAACGCAGAACAAUAUAACCAGCUAUUUAACGACGCAGUAAACACUUAUAAACCAGAGUGGAAAAUUAUCUACACCGAUGGAUCAAAAUCGGAUACCCACACUUCGUUUGCAGUGACAAACGACCAAGGUGUCAUUAUAACCGUCGGUGUUUUACCACCGUACUGCUCUAUACUUACAGCUGAAGCGGCUGCGAUAUACGAAGCGGUGCUAUUUAUUGUACAAUCUAAAGAAAAACACAUCAUAUGCAGUGAUAGCAAAUCGACAAUUACCGCGCUGUUGAAUGAUACAAAUAACUCAGUACUGAUCAAGAAUAUAAAAGAUAUUUUAUACAAACACAAAAACAUAAUCAAAAUCAUGUGGAUCCCUGGACACGCUGGUAUUAGAGGCAACCAACUUGCAGACGAUCGCGCCAAAAAGGCGAGUAGAGAACCAGUUUUCUCGUACGCACACGUCACAUCAAAAGAUAUUCGCAACCUACUAAAAAAAGAGCUUUACGAGUCAAACUCUAGAGACUGGAUAGACUUUCAACACCAAUACAAGGAACACAAUCCCACUGGUGUCAAGCCAAACUACCCAUCCGACUGUUCCUGCCAAUACAUAAAAAUAUUUGUGCGCCUUAGAUUAGGUCACACUUUAAGAACACACAAUUAUCUGUUGAACAAAACGGAAAAACCUAGCUGCACACUUUGCAAUCAUCCAAACGACUCAGUUAACCACAUCCUAAACGACUGCACUGCACUAGCACAAAAAAGGAAAACCAUCUUUGGAAACAGGGAACCCUCCCGUCUACUGAAAACACCAAAUAUUGACAACAUCAAUGCUAUCAACAGUUUUCUUAAGAUAUGUAAGAUAAAUAACAUUUAAAUAUUAUAAGCAAAUAAAAACUAACUAUUAAUUUUACACUUAAUUUUAAUUAGACAUAACUAUUGUAAUAGAUAGCCGAAGGCCCUAGUAGCCAGUGCUUAAUCUCUGUGAAUUAAUUAUUAAUAAUUAGUUCUCAUUUAAAUAAAUAAAUAAAAUAAAUUUUACAUCAACUGCAGCAAGUACAAAAAGAUAUUACUUUCAAUGAACAUGUCUACAUUAAAACGCUAAUUAUAAUCGAAAACAAGGUUUUUACGAUGGUUGGAAAAAAAUUAGAAUGUCGAACCCUCGACGAGACAAUAUGGAUGAUUUUGAUAAUGAAAUUGCACGAGAGUUAGAUUAUGAUUUCUUAGCACUGCAACAUCAAGUGACAGAAUUAGUCACUCAAUUACUUAUAGAGCAAAAUAUAAAUUCCAGCAGUGGUGGGCUCUUCUUUCUCGACGCACCAGGAGGAACUGCAAAAACGUUUUUGCUUAACUUAUUAUUAAUAUCCGUCAGAAAA
Messenger RNA from Bactrocera dorsalis (oriental fruit fly), 22908 nucleotides. It is a transcript of the gene MFS17, whose product is annotated as sialin. Lineage: Eukaryota; Metazoa; Arthropoda; Insecta; Diptera; Tephritidae. Gene Ontology annotation, cellular component: plasma membrane. Gene Ontology annotation, biological process: monoatomic anion transport; transmembrane transport. The coding region runs from base 18735 to 22409 and encodes 1224 amino acids. Gene Ontology annotation, molecular function: nucleic acid binding; RNA-DNA hybrid ribonuclease activity; transmembrane transporter activity. The record is from RefSeq and is a predicted model, not a curated record. The transcript has 4 exons.